Naegleria fowleri is the source of this 498-nucleotide messenger RNA. RefSeq lists its product as uncharacterized. Gene Ontology annotation, molecular function: mRNA binding. Gene Ontology annotation, cellular component: cytoplasm; nucleus. The record is from RefSeq and is a predicted model, not a curated record. The transcript has a single exon. NCBI's taxonomy places the organism in Eukaryota, Heterolobosea, Eutetramitea, Acrasida, Naegleriidae. Bases 1 to 498 code for a protein of 165 amino acids.
AUGUCUGUUUUUGUUGGCAAUUUAUCUUUCCAAACCAAAUGGUGGACAUUGAAAGAUCACUUUAAACAAGUUGGAGAGGUUGUUCAUGUGGACAUCUUUACCGUUCCUGGUAAGCCUCAUCUCUCAAGCGGAUGUGGUCUUGUUCAAUUCAAGAAUCAACAAGAUGCCGACAAUGCAUUAACUCUAGACAACACUGAAUUGGAUGGAAGAGUCAUCAGAGUGAAGAAGGAUGAAUUUUCUCCUCGCGGAAGACAAGUCUUUGUUGGUAAUCUUAACUUCCGUACCACUUCUCAAACCUUGAAAGAAGCUUUCGAGAAGGCUGUUGGUCCUGUUGAGAAGGCUGUUGUAGCUCGUGAUCCAAAGCAACAUACUCGCUCUCUUGGACAUGGAAUUGUGAGAUUUGCUACUCCUGAGCUUGCUGAGAAGGCCGUUGAAUUGAUGAAUGAUAAAGAGUUGGAUGGCAGAACUGUUCUCGUCAAGAUGGAUGAUAGAUGUUAG